This is a messenger RNA of Schistocerca gregaria, 999 nucleotides long. Its product is annotated as heparan-alpha-glucosaminide N-acetyltransferase-like. The record is from RefSeq and is a predicted model, not a curated record. Bases 1 to 999 code for a protein of 332 amino acids. NCBI's taxonomy places the organism in Eukaryota, Metazoa, Arthropoda, Insecta, Orthoptera, Acrididae. The transcript is spliced from 8 exons.
AUGACGAUACUAAAUAUUAUAAGGAGCGUAAAAAAUUGCAAUACUUCAGUGCUCAAUGUUGAUGAAGCAUGCCUAUUUGUGAAUUCUGCAGCGGAAAAAGAUAUUCAACUUUGGGCCCAGUUUCAAGAAUGCUUUUUGUGUGACUAUGAGGCAUGGCACACAGUUGGGGCACAAGAAAAUGUUUCAUUUAAAGUGGAAACAAAAUUUCCUUUAUUAUUUCGUUACUCUUUCAAUGCCACCGAAUGGUGUUUGAGGAAUGUUACAUUCAAAGAGUAUGGUUUAUAUGGGUGGAAUAUAUCCGAUGAUGCUUGCAGUGACUUAUACAUUAUAAGGAUACCUGUUGCACAGUUUCUUCCAAUCAUCGUGGCUGUCUCCUUGCUGCUUCUUCUUGGUAUAAUAUCUUAUGUAUUUGCAACAAUUGCAGAAUCAGGAUGUCCCACAAACCUUGGGAGGAGGAGUGCCUCCUUCCCAGAUUUGGAAAAAGACCUUGGUAGCUCAAAACCUGGUGAUGCACCUCCAAUAAUAAGAAAUGAGGUACAGCAAAUAAUCCACCGACAGAAUAGAGUUGCAUCUGUUGACAUCUUCAGAGGCCUAUGCAUAGCACUGAUGAUAUUUGUCAACUAUGGAGGAGGCAGCUACUGGUUUUUCCGCCAUUCUGUAUGGAAUGGCCUCUUGAUAGCAGACCUCUUAUAUCCAUGGUUUAUGUGGAUAAUGGGUUUGAGCCUGACAUUAUCACUGCGCUCACAGUUGUGCUCCAAUAAACCGAGACCCUGUGUCCUCGGACGUGUGUUACGUAGAUCAGUUUUCCUAAUUGCUAUAGGAGUGAUUUUGAACUCAUUUGACAACUACAGAAAAAUUGAUGUAAGGACCCUGCGACUGCCUGGAGUGUUGCAGAGGAUUGGUGUCUGCUACAUGGUUACUGGCACGAUAGAGAGUCUGCUAAUGUCACGGGAAGGGGCUUCCAGGUCUAGAUGCAUAUUUGUGGAAGCAGUCAUGUAA